Ostreococcus lucimarinus CCE9901 is the source of this 1215-nucleotide messenger RNA. RefSeq lists its product with no specific name. Lineage: Eukaryota; Viridiplantae; Chlorophyta; Mamiellophyceae; Mamiellales; Bathycoccaceae. The transcript has a single exon. The coding region runs from base 1 to 1215 and encodes 404 amino acids. The record is from RefSeq and is a predicted model, not a curated record. Gene Ontology annotation, cellular component: cytoplasm.
AUGGCGGACGAGCAAGACCAGACCUCGCGCGUGCCGGUGACCAUUCUCACCGGAUUUCUCGGUUCCGGGAAGACGACGCUCCUCAAUGAAAUCUUGGAAUCCGAAACGCACGGAUUGCGCUUCGCGGUGAUUGAAAAUGAAUUCGGAGAGGUGGGCGUCGACGAGAGGAUUCUGUCGGAGAAGGCGGACGAAGAGAUCAUCGAGGUCAUGAACGGUUGCAUCUGCUGCACGGUGCGCGGUGAUCUCGUGGUGGCGCUGAAAAAGCUCUACUCGAAGAUCGCGCAGUUCGACGCCGUCAUCAUCGAGACGACGGGUUUGGCGGAUCCGGCGCCGGUGGCGCAGACGUUCUUCGUCGACGAUGACAUUCGAGAAAAGUUUGUGCUCGACGGAAUCAUCACGGUCACGGACGCGAAGCACAUCCUCACGCGGCUCGAUGAUGAAAAACCCGAGGGUGUGGAGAAUGAAGCCGCCGAACAGGUCGCUUUUGCCGAUCGGAUACUCCUCAACAAGACCGACUUGGUGUCCGAAGACGAACUCGAAACCAUCACGGGCCGGAUCAAGCAAAUUAAUCCGAGCGCCGAUAUCUUCCGAUGCCAGUAUUCCAAGGUUGAUCCGAAAAAUUUGAUCGGAAUCAAUUCCUUCUCGCUCGAGAAGACCUUAAAAAUGGAUCCCGAAUUCCUCAACACGGAGGGCGAGCAUGAACACGACCCAACCGUGUCUUCGACGAGCACAAAAUUCUCUGGGCACCUCAACAUCAAUAAAUUAGAACGCUGGAUAGGCGAAAUAAUUCAAACAAUGGGUGCGGACUUGUUUCGGUACAAGGGUGUUCUUUCCGUUGCGGGCAUGGAUCAAAAGUUUGUUUUCCAGGGCGUCGGCAUGCUUUUCUCCGGCGGCUUCGUCGACGCCAAGUGGGGAGCCGACGAGGAGCGCGAAUGCCGCUUCGUCUUCAUCGGUAAAAAUCUGGACAAAGACGCCCUCAUCAACGGUUUCAUGGAUUGCAAGUGUUCCUCGAAGCUUCGCUUCAAGGUGGGCGACGCGGUUCUCGCGCAGGUGGGCGCCGCCGACAACGACGGCUACUGCCGCGGCACCGUCCGUAAGACGUGGGACUCGGGCAACCCGUACCAGAUCGAACUUGAAGACGGUAAAAAGACAAAAGUGUGGGGACCCGUCGACGAAGACGAGUUCGUCAAAGCUUCGCUCAGCGCCACCGCGUAA